CUGGGCGAUGUCCCUGUGGUUAGGCCUCCGCGGAGGCGGGUGCAGGAAGGGCCUCCGGAGACUUUCGGGGGCCACGGCCGGGGCCGGGGUGGCCGCCCCGGGCAGGGAAGAGGAGGAGGCGGGCGACGAGCGAGCUUCUGGGCUUUUCCAGCGCGGCUGCCCCCGCCCGGCGCGGGCCGUGGGGGCGGAGCGUGCGCGGCGCCGGGAGCGGCCGUGUCCCCGCUGACGCGGGCUGGGGAACAUGGAGCCGGGCAAGAUGGCGCCUCCCAAGAACGCUCCGCGGGAUGCGCUGGUGAUGGCACAGAUCCUCAAGGAUAUGGGGAUUACGGAGUACGAACCAAGAGUUAUCAAUCAAAUGUUGGAAUUCGCUUUCCGAUAUGUGACUACCAUUCUGGAUGAUGCAAAAAUGUAUUCCAGCCAUGCUAAGAAACCCAAUGUCGAUGCAGAUGAUGUGAGACUGGCAAUCCAGUGCCGUGCAGACCAAUCUUUUACCUCUCCUCCCCCGAGAGAUUUUUUACUGGACAUUGCAAGGCAGAAGAAUCAAACCCCUUUACCACUGAUUAAGCCAUAUGCAGGACCCAGACUGCCACCCGACAGAUACUGCUUAACUGCUCCAAACUAUAGGCUGAAAUCCUUAAUUAAAAAGGGGCCUAACCAAGGAAGACUAGUUCCACGGUUAAAUGUUGGCGCUAGUAGCAGACCUACCACUCCUACUGUAGCAACCCCACAAACAAUGUCUGUCCCAAAUAAAGUUGCAACUCCAGUAUCAGUGACAAGCCAGAGAUUUACAGUGCAGAUUCCAACUUCUCAGUCCACACCCAUCAAACCAGUUCCUACAACAACGGCAGUUCAAAAUGUUCUGAUCAAUCCUUCAAUGAUUGGGCAAAAAAAUAUUCUUAUUACCACCAACAUGGUUUCAUCACAGAAUUCAGCCAAUGAAUCAAAGACAUUGAAGAGAAAACAUGAAGAUGAUGACAAUGAUACAAUGUAAAGAAUAUAGUCAAGGUGCAUUUCAAAUGUGUAGUCAAUUUUGAGCCCCAUGUACUAAAUGAGAACAUUCUAGAUCUUUUCAAGUGUUAUCUUAGAAAUCAUAAAUAUAGCUGCAAUAGUUAGAACUGUUAAGAUUUAAAAGUGAGCACCAAUUUUUUUCAUUAGGCUUAAAGUACAAAGUGUUUCUUAGUUUUAUUAAUGUCGAGACCUACUGUGGCAGUUCUAUUUUUGGAAGCAGUUUUCUCCAGGAUCACUGACAACAGCACUAAAGUUUGUUUUUACAGUCUUACUAGCCUUACCUUACAAUUUCCACAUACAUUCAACUGCUACUUCCUUUCUGUAAGGUAAGGCAGUCACCAACUUUUCUGAACAGAUCUAAAUGUAGGGUCAUAGUUUGGAGGAUGGAUUUAGAGAGAUUCUAAAUCCAUUUGAAUGUAUCUGUUUCUUGGUGUUCGUUACUUCCCAACCCCUCAAAUGUGUCUGGAUCCUCCAUUUUCUGCACAUUCUACUCUUAAAAAAUUUUCUUCCUAUGACAAUUUAAUUUAAAAGUCAACAAAUAGAAUAUUAAAUAAUUCCUGAUAACACAGCUCCAUAUCAUUUUCAGGCUUUUCUUUAAACCUGCUCUUUAAACGCCCUGAUGUAUGAUGUUCACUUAAACCCAAAGGGUUUGCAUUUACUUUUUUGUCUCUAUACCAGAGCUGUUGUUUUUUACAUUUAAUGUCAUACUCUGCUUUGGACAGGUUGUUUUUUAGUCAUUUACAUUCAAUUUCACUCUCAUACUUUAAGUUGAUAAUUCCACUGUAUUUCACAAUUCUAAAUUUAACUCAGAUGCUACCACUUAAAAUCUGCCUUAAUACGUUAUUUACACUGGGAUUAGGCAAAAUCACUGAAUAAAAAGUUACUUUUUCUUUUUACCACAUGCAUGGACUGGAGCGAUAGCACAGCGGGUAGGGGGUUUGCCUUGCAUUCGGCCAACCUGGGCUCAAUUCCUCCACUCCUCUCGGAGAGCCCAGCAAGCUAUCGAGAGUCUCCGGCCUGCACAGCAGAGCUUGGCAAGCUACCCGUAUCGUAUUCAAUAUGCCAAAAACUGUAACAAGUCUCACAAUGGAGACAUUACUGGUGCCCGCUCGAGCAAAUCGAUGAACAAGGGACAACAGUGCUACAGUGCUACCACAUGCAUAUCUGCUUUGAUCACUACUGUCUGAAUACUCCUAAUGGUAUAAUUCAGAUCAUUUUUCUGGUUUGUUGCGGAGGAUAUAUAUAUAUAUAUCAUAUAUAAGAUGAGACCUAAAAAGGUUUUCUUCCUGAGGAAAACAAUAAGGAAAUCAGAUGAGUGUGAUGUGACUUGUACUUAUGUGUACUUCAUUUCCCGUAAGAUGGUAUGUUGCUAAUCACCUUUUCCUAUGUGCCAUUUAAAUCUACCUGAACAUCUUAUUGGGAAAUACUGCACAGUUUAAAAAUACAAAGACUUAACAUUAUUUCUAGGUUUGACAUAACUAACAUAAAGAUACUUUGCAGAAUUUUCUAAAAUGUAUUUUCCUAACAUAAUUUAGAGCAUGUAUAAGGGAUCCUCAAAUUUUAAAACUUAAAUUUUGUCUUAGGAUGGUACUUGAUACAUCAAAGAUAAGUAGCCCAGGAACAGGAAGACACGUCUCGUCACAGUAGGUAUACUCAUCACAGUAGGGGAUGAUAAAAGAAGUGGUAUCAAACUUGUAACAAAAGAACUGAUCAUCAUAGGAGAGAUUCAUUAUAUAGCAUAGGAAAUCAUUACUUGAAUGUUCUCAGGGAGGCAGCAUGUCAUAAAGCCUAGUUUCUAGUUCUGGCUCCGUAAUUUUUCAUUUGUGACCUUACUUCACUUAAGCCUUGUUCUCCUCACUGGUAGGAAAAUAACACCAGCCUUGCCUACCUCACAGGGAUGUUGUGAGGUUUAACUGGUAUAUGUGAAAGUUUGUAUUUGUUCCAAGAUUAUUAAUAAAAAAAUUGAGCUUA
Molecule: messenger RNA, 2979 nt
Organism: Sorex araneus (European shrew)
Lineage: Eukaryota; Metazoa; Chordata; Mammalia; Eulipotyphla; Soricidae
Gene: TAF9B
Product: TATA-box binding protein associated factor 9b
Exons: 7
Coding region: 242-991 (249 amino acids)
Biological process (GO): DNA-templated transcription initiation
Cellular component (GO): transcription factor TFIID complex
Molecular function (GO): protein heterodimerization activity; RNA polymerase II general transcription initiation factor activity
Source: RefSeq, a predicted model, not a curated record